Molecule: messenger RNA, 2502 nt
Organism: Chrysochloris asiatica (Cape golden mole)
Lineage: Eukaryota; Metazoa; Chordata; Mammalia; Afrosoricida; Chrysochloridae
Gene: AKNAD1
Product: AKNA domain containing 1
Exons: 15
Source: RefSeq, a predicted model, not a curated record
AUGGAUGAAGCGGAUUUUUCAGAUGACAUGACUUAUAUACAGCAAGAGGAUUUUCCUCAUGAUGGGGACAUCCCCCCAAUUAAGAUAUGCAAUGAUUACAAUUUUACCUCAGAAAAUGACAUUCUCGAUGUCUCACAUGAAACUGUUUUAACAGUAGAUGACCCUCAGGAAAAUACUAUACAAAAUAAGACUUGUAGAAAUGCAGAUUUGGCCAGGGUUCUAGAUAAAAUUAUUGAAAAUACUGUCAACAAAAUACAUGAUACAGAGAAACAAUGUACUAUAAUUUUUCAUAUGCCACCUAAUAAAGAAAAUACUUCAAAGUCAAACAUUUCUGAUAUUUUACUCAAUCAUCUUUCCAAAGAGGAAUUUUUAAGAGGCCAAGGCAUUGAUUGUGAAACUCUCCCAGAGGUCUCUAACGCUGAUAGUUUUGAUGAAGCUAUUAUUAAAAAUGUUAUUUUUUGUUAUGUUAAGGAUUCUUGUCCAGAAGAACAAACCUCAGAAGCUGAUGACCAACUCAACCCGGAAAGGGGUGGUGAAGAUAACACUAAGCCUAAUUGUUCUCCAAUUAUAAGAGAAGAAAACCUCUCUGACUUAGAAGAGCCAGUGGUUACUGGAUGCAGCAGCCAUCAAAGGAAUCCAAACUUUCUAGCUAAAACCAACGAUUCAAGUGACAAACAAAAAAGUUUUCAAAGGCUGGCAUCCCAGAAACAACAGACUGAAAAAUCAAGUUCCGGGACCGGGUUCAAAUAUGGCCAAGGUCAAGUUCAUUAUCAGUUCUCUGAUUUCUCUAAGGUUGCUCCCAAAGUGAAAAUUCCUAAAAAUAACGUAAUUAAUGAACCACUUAGAGUAACUAAACAAAACAGAUCUUCCGACUUGAAAGAUAAAUCAGCUCUUGUGCAAGAUCUUUUAGAAACUAUGCCUAGAACAAAUUGUGUUGGAAAACAUCAAGAGCAGGAAAAGGAAGCCGUUGAACCUUCACAAAAAAUACAGAUGGAGCCUACGGCACACAUCCACCAAGAACGUCUUACAGGAAUAGAAUCGGACACAAGUCUCUUUCAAAUAUCAGCAGCCUCUCAGGAAGACUCUUCCUCAAGUUCUUCCAUAUUUCAAAAGAUAAUAAAAGGGAAACACAUGUGUCAGAAGUUAAAAGAACAGACCGAUCAACUGAAGGCUAAAGUUCAGGACUUUUCCAAAAGAAUAGCACAGGACUCUGCUUAUUCUCAAAACAAGAGACCGGUCCUGGAAAAACUGCAAGGACAUCUUGAACUGCUGGAGCAGGAGUUUCUGGCCACCAAGGAGAAGCAUCUGACUCUGCAGCAGCAAGGCCACAAGCACAUAUCCUCAGCUGUCGGUGACUUUGAUCCAGAAAGGAAAGUGGAAGGUGAAAUCUUCAAGUUGGAGAUGCUACUUGAAGAUGUUAAAGAGAAAAUCGAUGAAAACAAAUACACCUCAUCUCCGUCUCUUCUUGUGGAUUCUCCAGUCAUCCUGGAUGACUUGGUAUCCAUAUCUUCUCCACCCGUAAAUGAGAUUCCUAAGGAGCACCUUGAUGACCCGUCUGAGUCUCCAGGCAUGUGUGAAAGUGCAGGGACAGGGGUGAACAAGACAGAACCUCAGGAGGCCGUCUCUGAGGAACUCUGUGAACUAGACUCAAAGACUUACCUAAACUCGCUGAACUGGAAUAUGGCUGCCCAGGACCUGCCGGAUCAAAUGUCCGUAAGGCUGUCUUCUGUAUCCAGGGCGGACCCCAACAGCGCCGCGCGAAGGCAGGAGCGCGCAGAGACUACAGAGCCAAGUCCAAGUUGUGCCUUCUGCCACCGGGCCCUUGAACGGAAACAAAAAAUGGAGAAAAGAGGUCACAGAAGAAUUCGCUGUGGAAGGUUUUCAAUCAUCAUUCAAGAAAACCCAUUAGACCUGUGUUCAAGUUGCAGUUCUGACUCAGGAGGCAGCUUCUGUUCUGAUUCCCUCAUGGGACUGCAGAGUAAUCAAUGUGAGAAUUGCGGCGCUAAGAUUUCUAAUUCCAGAAGAGUUAGUGGUAAAGAACUGCCUAAAGAAUUUCAUUAUAGAUACAUCACCCCAGGACAGAAUUACUGAAAUUACAGGGAAAGUGGUGCUUUUGUACAGCUCCAAUCUUUAGAUGAAAACCAAAACGCUUCACCUGCUUGUUCAAAAUCAAAAAGGAUCUGUUCCCAGAGAACAAAUAUGAAACCUCCUCAAGGUGAACAUGAACCCAUGCCAGAAAAAAAAGAGCUUAAGACUUUCAUGACCUACAGCUCAGACCUUGCUACACCCUCAGCCUAUUCCCAUUCCCGAAGGAUUUACGGAAGCAAAUCCUUAAGUGACUUUAGGAGUGCUGACAAAAAGGAAUUUGAGAUUUUAAACUCGGCUUUGGAUCAUGCCCUAAGGACGGCAACUGUUUUGAAAGAAACUACUGAUCAAAUGAUUAAAUCAAUUUCGGAAGAUCUUGCCAAAGCACGAAAACGGAGAAAUCAGCUGAAAUAUUAA